Messenger RNA from Anguilla anguilla (European eel), 1257 nucleotides. Its product is annotated as twist-related protein 2-like. The record is from RefSeq and is a predicted model, not a curated record. The coding region runs from base 632 to 1216 and encodes 194 amino acids. Gene Ontology annotation, biological process: regulation of transcription by RNA polymerase II; developmental process. The transcript has a single exon. Gene Ontology annotation, molecular function: DNA-binding transcription factor activity, RNA polymerase II-specific; RNA polymerase II transcription regulatory region sequence-specific DNA binding; protein dimerization activity. Lineage: Eukaryota; Metazoa; Chordata; Actinopteri; Anguilliformes; Anguillidae.
UGGAGGAGGGAUUGUUUUUUUUUUUCUCAAGGAAAAUCUGGAACCUAUAAACUCCAGACUUGUAACUUCUGUAAAAACUUCAGUCAGGCUCCUGCUGAUUGGCUGAGGCGAGUGCUUCUGCCCCACUUUCCACCAAUCGCCGACCCUCUCCACUUCCUCCUCAGCCAGGUCGGGCCAUGCCCCCACAACACAAGCUCAGCCAAUCGGAGAUGGAGACCGGUUCAGGACUCCCAGAACCCUUCCCACUGGUGUUAUAAGAGUGACUGAAGGGAAGCUUCAGAGACCAGAUGCUGGUGGCGGUAGACCUGCUUUAACAUGGCAGCGUGAAACACACAGACAUGAGAAACACAUGCGUUUUCAUGGAUGGACACUGCAAGCCUUUUUUGGCUUAAUCCACACGUGGAUUUCCAGCUUUAAAUGCCAGGUUUGAGAGCAUACCUCUGCAUGCUCGCGUCGUGUGGCGGGGGGUCAGUCCAGGAGACGCAACGAGAAUCGGAGAGACCGCGCGACGCAGGAGCGAAAUAACAGUGAGAGGAGAGACAGAAACGGAGGGAAAAGCGCUGCGAGGGAGAGAUAGAAACAGAAAGCGUGCGGAAGAGGAGAGAGAGGAGUGCCCAGGAGGGACGUGGUGAUGAGGGAGGAGCUAUCGGGCACAGAGUCCCCUGAGGGGGGUCUGGGGGCCAGCGAGGAGGAGCUGGAGCGCGGGCCGAAGGCGGGCAGCGCUCCUGCGGGCGGCGGCGGGCGCAAGCGGGUGUCAUACCCCAAGAAGGAGGAGGGGGGCGGAGGGGGCAGGGAGAAGGGGGCAGGCAGCCCCCUCAGCACCACGCCCUCGGUCCCCAAGAAGCCCAAGAAGAGCCCGCCGGCAGGGGGGUCGCUGGUUGCCAUGGCGACCGCCCCAGCCUCGAACGCGCCCCUGGAGGACCUGCACACGCAGCGGGUGAUCGCCAACGUGCGGGAGCGCCAGCGCACGCAGUCGCUGAACGACGCCUUCGCCUCGCUGCGCAAGAUCAUCCCCACCCUGCCCUCGGACAAGCUGAGCAAGAUCCAGAUCCUCAAGCUGGCCUCGCGCUACAUCGACUUCCUGUACCAGGUGCUGCAGAGCGACGAGAUGGACAGCAAGCUGGCCAGCUGCAACUACCUGGCGCACGAGAGACUCAGCUACGCCUUCUCAGUCUGGAGGAUGGAGGGGGCCUGGUCAAUGUCUGCUACCCACUGAACCCCAUCCCUUUCCCCUUCCCCCUGCCCCCACCGGCUAAC